CCAAGCCGCAAGUGGGUCAAGUCCAAUUCGGAUAGUUCCGACACUUUUUUUUUUAAGACACCUAAGAUACUUGUGGCAAUGGUGUAUCGAGCGUUGUUGGGACUAUUAUUCAUACUAGGACUAACAAAAUCAGCAUUCUGUUGCUCCUGUUACAUGCCUCGUUAUCAAAACUCCUUCUGCAAUGCUGAAUUUGCAAUAACUGCAAACGUCACUGCCGCGGAACUUUACUUCCGGGAUGGCAGAAGUCUGGAUUCUUAUGUCAGGGAAAGUAUCAUCCCUAACAGAAUGGAUCGUCAAGAGUACAACUACUCCAUUGAUAUACUUGAAAUCUUUAAGAGGUCUGCAUCUUUUGAGGUGGCAGACAAAGAUUAUGUGACAUCUGAUGCUUUUGACGGGUCCUGUGGUAUUGAACUGUCUUUGGGAACUGUAUACUAUAUGACAGGAUAUAUCCGAAAUAACCAUAUGGUAGUGUCUUCCUGCUUCACAACUACUCCAUUUUCUGAGCUGAAGGCGGGGCAAUUGGCUGGAAUCCGAGGAUUAUAUUCGACUAACUGUAAAUGCAGGGUAAAUGAAAUGCUGCUUGGGAGAUGGAAGAGCAAGCGAGUGUGCCACGCAGAAUGGUAUUCUCCGUGCGAGGAGCAGCAAGCUGUUUGCGUCAAAAGAAGAGGUGGAAAAUGUGCAUGGCGCUUUCUUGAACGGAAACCGUGUCCUUUAGAUAAAUAAUUGGAAAUGUAGUAUUUCUGGUAUCUGUGCCAUGACGGAGAGGUCGGCAUCUCAUGACGCUCUUUUCAGGCUUCGUUUGUGUAUGUGAUAAAGAACUGAGAUGUAUUUUAUAGUAAGAUUUUUACUUGAUAUAGAAAACAUUGUUUAACACUUAUAACAAACCAAUAAGUUCUUGAAAAUAAAACUCUUCUUUUAUGUA
Saccostrea echinata is the source of this 922-nucleotide messenger RNA. Its product is annotated as metalloproteinase inhibitor 1-like. Gene Ontology annotation, cellular component: extracellular matrix. The transcript is spliced from 5 exons. The record is from RefSeq and is a predicted model, not a curated record. Gene Ontology annotation, biological process: negative regulation of endopeptidase activity; negative regulation of membrane protein ectodomain proteolysis. Gene Ontology annotation, molecular function: metalloendopeptidase inhibitor activity; protease binding. Bases 79 to 723 code for a protein of 214 amino acids. NCBI's taxonomy places the organism in Eukaryota, Metazoa, Mollusca, Bivalvia, Ostreida, Ostreidae.